AUGACAUUGUGGAAAUACGUUGAGGAGAGCCAGUGGGCUAAACCUCCCCGGACUUUGACCUUGGGAGGCAAGUUCCCCAAGAAGAACAAGCCGUCUGCGCCGGUUCCCCAGCAACCCCACGGUUACCUGGGUCCUGGAGACUUCUGGCCCUUCUCCGGCCACGUGGCGCCGGCCUUCGACGCUGCCACCCCCAGGAACGUGACGACACAGCUGGGACAGACGGUCUAUCUCAACUGCAUCGUGAACAGUCUCGGCGACAAGACCGUGACGUGGAUCCGUCGGAAAGACCUGCACGUGCUGACUGUGGGCAUGGACACGUACAUCGGAGACCCACGCUUCCAGGCCAUCCACCUGGAGCGCUCCAACGACUGGGCACUCCAGAUUCGGUACGCCCAGCUCACGGACCAAGGCCUCUACGAAUGCCAGGUGAGCUCCGACCCCAAGAUGAGCCUCUUCGUGCACCUCCGGGUCCUGGUGGCCCGGGCCGAGAUCCUGGGCGGCACGGGGCAGCUGUUCCUCAAGACCGGCUCCACCAUCAACCUCACGUGCGAGAUCAGCCAGAGCCCCGAGCCGCCCGUGUUCGUGUUCUGGUACCACAACGACCGCAUGAUCAACUACGACGAGACGGCCAAGAGCGAGAUCCUGGUGCGCAAGGCCGGCCGCAACGCCGCCGUGUCGCGCCUCGUCAUCCACGACGCCAUGCCGGCGGACUCUGGCAACUACACGUGCGGCCCGUCCAACGCAGACGCCACCAGCGUCGCCAUCUUCGUGCUCAACGGCGAGAAGCCGGCCGCCAUUCAGCACGACGCCACGGCCACGUCGACGGCGCACCGCUUCGUCAUGACGUCGGCCUCCGACGCCGUGGCCAUCCUCGCGGUCGUCCUCGUCCUCAGGGCUCUGUUCGGCCACAGGUGAUGAAAGCUGGCGUCGAGCGGUCGGUUCGCACAACCUGCCCGGACAGUCUGACCACGGGAACAGUGUCCCUGACAUUCCGAUGGAAGCCUGGGACGCCGCACACCGUGAUCCGUGAACUCGCGCGGAGUGAACGACCGCCUCGCAAGGAGGAGCUCAACUUCUGGUCAAGGAGAGCGGGGGAUUGUGAAGCUGAAGCCUAUGUUGCUUAGAUUACUAGGCGGCCAUGACGUAGACACGUUGCGAGGGUACUAGGAUUUUCGACAGGACCCGUCGAGCUAAGGCUUAUCGGGUCUCUAAACAGCGUUUCCUUUUUUUUCGUUUUCUUUUUUGUAUGAGAGCUUCGUUCUACCAGAGCAACAAGCAGCAAACACUGAUCGCAAACAUGUACAUUUUUUUAAAGUUUAGUGAGCGUCAUUAUUCGGCAACAUAUGAAGAUGUUUUGGAGAUAGACGCUACCAUCAAAUGGUGUCUCUGGGCACCAAAGAAGCUAGUACCGCCUCAUUGGUCUUAGUUAGACAGACACGUACAGACUUGGCCGCCCAUCUCACUCGUAUCAUCAGCGUAUACAGGUGAGUUCAAGAAGUGUCUCGCCAUAAUACUCCAAAAAAGUGGAACAAAAUCCAACUAAUCUACACGGGAGAAGGGAAAUCACACCCAUAAAAACUUGUGGACGUCAAUUGUUUUUAACCUCUUUUUUCUAACUACCAAAAAUGUGUUUAUUCUUAAAUUAUAGCAAUUGCCGUUAAAACAGAUGUCUGUAUUUUGUUGUCAAGCCCUUCUUACACUACUCCGUGUCACUAGUUGUGUGCAGUGCAUGUGAAGGCAACUCCGGUCGAAGAAACAGCGAGCCCUAGGAAGGCGGGACGGGAAAGGAGGGCAAUGUGGGGAGGGGGGAGAAGGGGAGAGCACUAUAGGAACAUUAGAGAGGGCAGGAGGUUUUCCUUCGCCUCACCAGCUUUCCUAGUAGCUGCGUUUUCUCCCCUCACCUGAAUUGGCCUUCGCUUGUACUGCACAUAGCUAGUGGCACUUAGUAUAGACUGGCGUAUCUCGAUGGAGAAAUUCGGUGUCAGCUGAUAAAAACUGGUUCACUUUAAGUCGUGGUUGCUCACACACAAGAAAGCGCGCUUAUACUAUUCGGAAGGAGAUCCAACCGUCGCGCCCCUAUUGGCUAAAUUGGGAACUACACCGAUGGGGACAACAACGACAACAUGGAUUAAAUGUUUGUGAUUUGACGCAGCGUUCGGCCCACUUAGCCUAACGUUACGUGAGCGUUGAGCUAGGGCUCGUGUUCUUUCAGUGAAGCAGCACGCUGACGCAGCAAAAGAAUUAGGCACGAAAAUUUUUGCCCACGAUCAAGUGAGAAAGAUGAAGUAAAGAACUCUGGGGAAACAAUCUAGACAUCGCACCCCUUAUAGUUGAAUCUCCUUGCCGAUAGCGACAAGAAACAUUCGCCAACAUCUCAUGUACACUACAUUGACACCUUUUUACGCUACAAAGGUAAAAGUGAUCGUAAAAAAAUGUUUGUGAGCAAUCACUGCUGUGAAAGAUUGUACAAAACUUCUUGAAGUUGGUUUUGUUUUUGCCGAAAGAAAAUGACGGGUGUUUUUUGCUCAUCUAGGAGAAGACGUUCACCAUUUGUUCGUUGAAGAUUGUAUGCAAAAGCAGGCCUGCAAUAUCAGAAUAUGAGUUCAUUCAUUACAAAAUAUAUGUUGCUCCUGUCAAGUUAAAAGAAAAUAUCAUUUUACCACAACCCACAUGGUCGACGACCACGUACAUAAAUAUAAAUCCGAUAAUAUCUGAAAACUCUAC
Molecule: messenger RNA, 2724 nt
Organism: Ixodes scapularis (black-legged tick)
Lineage: Eukaryota; Metazoa; Arthropoda; Arachnida; Ixodida; Ixodidae
Product: zwei Ig domain protein zig-8
Exons: 5
Coding region: 1-915 (304 amino acids)
Biological process (GO): synapse organization
Cellular component (GO): neuron projection membrane
Source: RefSeq, a predicted model, not a curated record